Messenger RNA from Cryptococcus wingfieldii CBS 7118, 1314 nucleotides. RefSeq names its product endoplasmic reticulum protein. The coding region runs from base 1 to 1314 and encodes 437 amino acids. The transcript is spliced from 6 exons. Gene Ontology annotation, biological process: cellular response to misfolded protein. The record is from RefSeq and is a predicted model, not a curated record. Gene Ontology annotation, molecular function: Hsp70 protein binding. Gene Ontology annotation, cellular component: endoplasmic reticulum membrane. NCBI's taxonomy places the organism in Eukaryota, Fungi, Basidiomycota, Tremellomycetes, Tremellales, Cryptococcaceae.
AUGGAGGUCAACAGAGAAGAAGCCCUCAGGGCCCUCGCCAUCGCACAGAAACACCGCGCAGCCACAAACUACCCCUCCGCCCUCAAGUUUGCCCGCAAAUCAGUCGCCCUCUAUUCCACCCCCGAGGGCGAGGCCAUGGUCACCAUUAUUGAGCGCGAUAUCAAGAUAGCAGACGCUGGCGGUUCGGCACCCGCGGCGUCUGCGGGGGAGAGCAAAGGCAAGGCGAGCGGGGUGGAGGAACAUGUCACAGAGGCGCAUGCGAGGCCGGGGCAUGGUAAAGCUCAGUCAGCAGGGGCUGGUGAGAAGAAGAGGGAGUAUACGCCCAAGCAGAUUGAGGUGGUCAAGCGGGUCAAGGCGUGCAAGCACCACGAAUACUAUGAGAUCUUGUCGGUGGAAAAGAGCUGUAGUGAGAACGAUGUCAAGAAGGCGUACAAGAAGCUUGCUCUCGCCCUGCAUCCCGACAAAAACGGCGCACCAGGUGCCGACGAAGCUUUCAAAAUGGUCUCCAAAGCCUUCCAAGUCCUCUCCGACACCAAUCUCCGAGCAGCAUUCGACUCCAACCCUUCCUACGACCCCACACAACGCAACCCUGGACCUAGCGGUGGUGGCAUGUCGGGUAUGAGGGGAGGUGGGAUGCACCCCGGUUUCGGGGGCGGAUAUCAGCAAGAAGUGAACCCGGAGGAUAUAUUCAACAUGUUCUUUGGAGGAGGGGGGGUUAAUGGAGGGUUUGGGGGUGGGUCGCCGUUCGUGUUCUCGUUCGGCGGGCCCGGGAUCCGUAUCCACCAAACCGCCCCCCGACGUCCCCGCCAAGCAGCAGACGCCGCCGAAGCUUCCCCCCUAACCGCCCUCCUGCCCAUCCUCCUCGUCCUCGCCUUCUCCCUCCUGACCAUCCUCCCAGGCCUCUUCUCCCCCACCCGCUCCCCGGACCCGUCAUUCUCCUUUGACGCGUCGACAAGACUGGCGGAGGGGAGGGAGACGUGGAAUUGGAAGGUACCUUAUUAUGUGAAUAAGGCGGAGUGGGAGGGGAGUGAGGUUUGGGGGAGUGUGCCGCAGGCGAGGAAGGGGGCGGGAAGUGAGGCGUUGUAUAGUAGUAGAGUACGACAAUUCGAGAAGAAUGUCGAGGGACAUUAUGUCAGGAGACUACAAAACGAAUGCGAAGCAUUCAACGACCGCAGAAGAGCGCAUAUACAAGACAACUCUGGUUUCUUUGGGUUCGGCGCAGAUUACGAGAAGAUCAAGGAACUGCGCGCGAUGAAGAGUCCGGCUUGUCAGCAGCUGCGGACGUGGGGGAUUGGGCAGGGGUCGAUCUAUUAG